AUGAUUGAUCAAAUUGAAGCGGUAACCACCUCAAUCGCCGAUCUGGCGUGGGGCCCCUGGCUGCUGGUUUUGCUUCUGGGUGGCGGUCUGGUUUUUCUGAUCCGGUCCCGAUUUGUCCCGUUUCGCUAUCUGCCACAUGCCAUCGAUCUGCUGCGCGGUAAGUACAACGAUCCCCACGAUCCUGGUCAGAUCAGUCACUUCAAAGCGCUGUCAGCCGCCAUGGCCGGUACCAUCGGCAUGGGUAAUAUUGCCGGCGUCGCUCUGGCCAUCGCCAUCGGCGGACCCGGGGCGAUUUUCUGGAUGUGGAUGACCGCCAUCGUUGGCAUGGCGACUAAGUUUUUCACCUGCUCCCUCGCCGUUAUGUAUCGCGGCAAAGACUCCGCAGGCGAUCUGCAGGGUGGUCCUAUGUAUGUGAUCCGGGAGGCAUUGCCAAAACGCAUGCAUUUUCUAGCCUAUCUGUUUGCAGGCACGGGCCUGAUUGGCUGUCUGCCGGCACUACAAAGCAACCAGUUGAUCCAGAUUUUCCGCGAUCUGGUGGCCAUUGAAUACGGCUUGCUGUCACCGGAGACAGACCCCCUGAUGUUCAAUUUAGCCGCCGGUGUGGUACUGGCUGCCCUGACGGCAAGCGUGGUAUUUGGCGGGAUACAAAGAAUCUCAAACGUUGCCGCAGCAAUGGUGCCUUCAAUGUCAGUGCUCUACGUAGGUAGCGCUGCCCUGGCUCUGAUUCUGAACGCAGAUGCUGUACCAGGCGCCAUAGCCUUGAUCAUGGCAGAUGCAUUUACCGGCGAUGCCGUGGCCGGCGGCGGGCUCCUGGCGAUGAUCCUUUACGGCAUUCGUCGUGGCGCCUACAGCAACGAAGCGGGUAUGGGCACAGAAUCCCUUGCCCAUGGAGCCGCGCGGACAAAGGAGCCUAUCCGUGAAGGCCUGGUGGCUAUGUUAGGACCGGUCCUGGAUACCCUCAUUAUCUGUACGGCCACCGCAAUGAUGAUUCUGAUCUCUGGCGUUUGGACCAGCAGUGAUGCUGAAGGUGUCACCCUUACCGCUGCCGCGUUUACUCAAUUACUUGGCCCGGCGGGCACCUUGAUUGUAUUUAUCUGUGUCAUCUGCUUCGCCACCACCACUAUUUUCACCUACUCGUUCUAUGGCGCUCAGUGCACAGGUUUUUUGUUUGGCGCGCACAACAAACGCUACUAUCUUUACGUAUACGUUGGGUUUAUUUUGGUCGCCUCAGUUAUUUCCAUAAACGCCGCAGUGAGUAUCAUAGACACGAGCUUUGCGUUGAUGGCCAUCCCGACGAUGGUGCCGGCCAAUGCUUUUGAUGAACUUGCCCGGGGCGCCACACCCGGACACUGGCGGGACGUCAUGUCUUUUUUUACCAGUUCCGAUGGUCUCGGUGGCACUCCGCAACCUGAGCAUCUGCGCGCCGAGAUGCUGGUCCGCGACCUGGAUGUGAAACGCCCUACAAGGCUCGAUCCCCUGCCGUUUACUCUGCCAACACAUGAAUGGCGCAAGCUUGAACUGGGACUUACCCAGAGAGCCAGACUCCUCAACAGAAUUACAGCCGACUUAUACGGCCCUAAAACCCUGUUGAACGUGGGUGGUCUACCCCCUGCGCUGUUGUUUGGUAAUCCACGUUUUCUGUUACCCAUGUACAACUACCGCGCUGCAAACGCUGAAUACCUGCAGCUGCUGGCAUUUGACAUCGGCCGUUCACCAGACGGUCAGUGGCGCGUGUUGGCAGACUGGACAGAAGCGCCAGAGGGUCUGGGCAUGUGUCUCGAAAACCGCGUGUUGGCCGGCCAGGCAAUGCCCGAGUUGUUUCAGCAGAUGGGCACCCAGCGUCUGGCUGCGUUCUAUCGCGCGUUCGCUCAACAUCUCACUGACAGGGCGGCACAAACAACGCCUGAGGGCAUCACCGCCAUCCUGAGCCCAGGACCGGAUCACUCAAAUUAUUUUGAACAUGCUUAUCUGGGCCAGUAUUUUGGUUUCCCGGUGGUGGAAGGUGCUGACCUCACUGCCAGUGGCUGCGACCAGCUGUUCCUGGACCCACGCAGUAAAGAUGGUGUCGCAGGGCUUGCCAACAUCGCGCGCAGCGGCCAGGUCCACAUCGCCAACGCGUUGGGUUCCGGCGUCCUUGAAAAUGAUGCGUUUAUGAGCUUUCUGCCAAGCUUAUGUGAAUCCUUGUUAGACGAAGAGUUACUGCUGCCAAGCCUGGCGACCUGGUGGUGUGGCCAACCUGAAGAAGCCGCUUACGUCGCCGAAAAUGCCAGCCAACUGCACAUUGGCUCAGCUUUCAGACGCCCGGAACUGUUUGCCAGCACCAUUGAAAGUUAUCAGGAUCCGAACCUGCAGACCACUGACACCGAAGCCAACACCGCAGCUUACAACCAGAUUGGACGUGAACUGAUCAACUUGUCUCACAGCCCUUAUGUCAACAACGAAGGGCAGAUUGUUUCCGGCCCAACGGUGUUGCGACUGUUUGUCUGUAUGACUGAAGAAGGCUAUCGACUGAUGCCCGGUGGCAUCGCUCGCGUUGCCAGCGCUGAUGGAGAAAUCAGCAAAGACAUCUGGCUCGGUCGCGAUCAGGUGGAACCCAUCAACACACCAGAGAUCCAACCCACCCAUCUGACCAGGCGCAGCGACCGGGAUCUGCCCAGUCGCACUGCCGACGAUUUAUUCUGGCUGGGUCGCUAUCUGGAGCGUUGCGAAGGCGCAGUACGCGCCUACCGUUCCUUAUUCAGCCAUGUGGUUGAAGGCAGCAGCGACGAUCAGCAGAUGUUGCUGAACACCGCGGUGCAACUGCUGGUGGAUCUGGACAUGCUCACCCUGGCACAGGCAAAACAGCUUACCCAGGUCAGCUCAACAACUGUUAUUGCUCGCGAAUGGUGGUCGGUGCUGUUUAAUCCGGAAAGUAAUGUGGGCCUGUUUAAGCUGCUCAACAACAUUCACCGUCUCGCCAGCCAGGUUCGCGAGCGUUUAUCUGGCGACGCCUGGCGGAUGUUUCGCGCGCUGGCACAGACACCUGCACAGCAGCGCUGGCGCCUGGGACAGGUAUCAGAUGCGCUGGCAUUAAUGGACCAGCUGAUUGAGCGCCUGUCCGGUUUAAGCGGACAGAUACAGGAAAAUAUGACCCGCAGUUACGGUUGGCGUCUGCUUGAACUUGGGCGCCGCCUGGAGCGCGGUCAGUUUGGCUUGCGGGUGAUGAACGAACUGGUGUCGCACAGUACUGGCAGCACCUAUAUGUACCUGCUGCUGGACCUUUGCGACAGCACAAUUACCUACCGAUCCAGAUACCAGAAUGUGCCAACGUUGGAAAAUCUGUUACAUCUGCUGUUACUCGACGAAACCAAUCCGCGUUCAAUGAUCUAUCAGAUUACCCAGCUGCAGGAAGUGAUGGCGGAAAUGCCUCUUGACCAGUCAAAUGAGGGCCUCAGCGAAUCCCAGCGUAUUCUGCUCAUUGCUUAUCAUGAACUUGUACUGGCGGAACCUGAAAAGAUGGCCAAUGUCAUCUCUAAGGUUCUACGCCUGAAACCCAGAGAAAUGUUCGGCCGCCAGACAUUGCUGGAGCACCACAUCAAUCUAUCGCUGGUGGGUACUGAAAUUCAGGAAAUCCAGGAUUAUUUUGGCAAUACCGUGCAUGAAGUGCGCCUGCACACACCACACAAGAAGCUUCGUAUCGACUCCGAGUGUCUGGUGGAUGUCAUCCCUCGGGGUGAUUUUAUGCUGGAUCUCUCCCCGACAUGGGAAUCUGUGGUAGACGCCAUGAAGGUGCCGCAGAGCAGCGAACACUGGCAGGCAGCACAAUUCUGCUAUCCAUCGCGGCAUAUUGAUGUAGACGCUGCACGCGAGUUUGCUCAACAGUUCAUCGAACCCGAAGCACCUGUGCUGCGACUGGUACUGGCCAUCAAUCAGUACAUCCACAACGAAUUUGCCUAUACCGGCGGCGUGACUAAUGUGUAUACCGAGGUUUCUGAGAUCAUCGCCAAACGAAUUGGUGUGUGUCAGGACUUCGCCCACGUGGCGAUUGCCACCAUCCGUGCACUGGGUUUACCUGCGAGAUACGUCAGCGGCUACAUUCUCAGUCAGAUCCCCGGCCAGCCAACCCUGGUCGGCGCGGAAGCCUCACACGCAUGGAUUUCCGUUUUCUGCCCUAAAUUUGGCUGGAUCGAUUUUGAUCCGACCAACGACCUGAUAACGUCUGAACAACACAUCACUCUGGGCUGGGGGCGGGACUACGCCGAUGUCGCGCCUACCCGCGGAUCGAUUCUCGGCGGCGGUGCCCAGGCCUUGAAAGUUGACGUGCGCGUGAUGGAUUACAGUCCAUUGGAUAGCAAGCAGCAACAAGCCAAACCAGCUACACAGCACACACAAUCUGCACAGCGCCUUGUUGAGCAAACACUACCGUUCAGCGACCGGCGUUCUUUUGAUAAUGCACAGCGCGGAUUUAUUGCCACGCUUGAACCUUUGACCAUCACCAGAGACAACGGGCACGUCACUUACGAUUUAAGCGAGAUGGAUUUUCUGCAGGGUGAAGCGCCUGCGACGGUCAAUCCAAGCCUCUGGCGCCAGGCACAACUCAACGCCCUUUACAACGGCUUGUAUGAGGUGACCGACGGCGUCUACCAGGUACGUUCCUUUGAUAUCGCAAAUAUGACCCUGAUCAGAGGCGAAAAAGGCUGGGUCAUCAUCGAUCCACUGACUUCUUCCGAGUCUUCUGCUGCCGCGCUGGCACUGGCGAAUCAGCAUCUUGGCGAGCGCCCGGUAAGUGCGGUGUUAAUCACUCACAGCCACGCUGAUCACUUUGCCGGCAUUCUUGGUGUUGUCAGCGCCGAAGAUGUCGCUUCCGGCAAGGUGCCGCUGGUCGCACCGCAACACUUUGUGCAGGAAGCGUUAAGUGAAAACGUGCUGGCGGGUAACGUAAUGGGACGUCGUGCGACGUACAUGUACGGUAACCUGCUGAAACCAGGACCCCAGGCAUUUGUAUCAACGGGACUGGGGGCCGCACUGUCAAUGGGAUCAACCGGUUUCAUAGUGCCUUCAGACUACGUCUGCCAGACAGGAGAAACACGAACUCUGGAUGGCAUCGAAUUUGAGUUCCAGAUGACGCCAGGCACAGAAGCACCGGCAGAGUUUGUUUUCUAUCUGCCACAAUUCAAAGCGCUGUGUAUGGCCGAGAUCACCUCACACCACCUGCACAAUGUAUAUACCCUGCGUGGCGCACAGGUGCGCGACGCUCUGGCCUGGUCGGCCCAGAUCCGCGAAAGCAUUGCCUUAUUUGGUGAUCGACUCGAGAUUCAGUUUGCCUGCCAUCACUGGCCCAUCUGGGGACGGGAUGAGGCCGUUGAAUACCUGCAGAAACAAAGUGACCUGUAUAAAUACAUCCACGAUCAGACGUUGCGACUGGCCAAUCAGGGUUAUACCAAAGAAGAAAUAGCGGAACGCAUCAGCCUGCCGGAUGUGCUUGGCCAUGAGUUCUACAACCGUGGCUACUACGGCAGCCUGCACCACAACGUGCGCGCGGUGUAUGUUAAAUACCUUGGCUUUUUCAAUGGCAACCCGGCAACCCUGCAUACCCUGCCCCCGAGCGAAGCAGCAACUCGAUAUGUAGAUGCCAUGGGUGGCGCCAAUCGUGUGGUCGUGCUGGCACAGGCUGCGUUCGACGAAGGUGACUAUCGGUGGGUCGGCGAGCUUCUUAAUCAUGUGAUGAUGACCGACCCCGGACAUACUGAUGCACGCGCCUUACUGGCAGACGCGCUGGAACAAAUGGGCUAUCAGGCAGAAUCUGCAGUCUGGCGUAACUUCUAUUUAUGUGGCGCUCUGGAACUGCGUGAAGGCCUGCCCAAAGGCUCCAACUUCAACGCCAGUGAAGGCAUGGCCCGCGGCAUGCCGUUAGCAAACCUGUUUCAGGUGAUGGCAGUCAGGUUAUUGCCCGAUGCAGCCGAAGGUCUCGACCUGGCUUUGAAUCUGCACAUGACAGAUAUUGAUGAGCACUGGCUGAUGACCAUCAGGCACAGAUAA
Molecule: messenger RNA, 6018 nt
Organism: Symbiodinium necroappetens
Lineage: Eukaryota; Dinophyceae; Suessiales; Symbiodiniaceae
Source: the annotation of a GenBank genome assembly